Molecule: messenger RNA, 2382 nt
Organism: Anastrepha obliqua
Lineage: Eukaryota; Metazoa; Arthropoda; Insecta; Diptera; Tephritidae
Exons: 4
Coding region: 106-651 (181 amino acids)
Source: RefSeq, a predicted model, not a curated record
AGCGAAAAAACCAUUUGCGGAAAUACAAAAAAAAAAUGGAAACAGAAAUGGUUGGGAUCACACAAGACGACAUAAAAAAAAUGGAAAAACCUCCGUCGUCAAUAUAUGAGGGAGCUUCGUUUAUUAAAAAACCCCAAGAAAAGUGGAAGCGGUGUAAAUGAUGUAUACGAAACAAAGCUUUGGUGUUUUGAUCAGCUCUCGUUUCUAGAAGGCCAUGUAGCAACCAGACAGCGCCAAUACAAUACUGAGAUGCCUUCUUCUUCUUCGAGUAGCUCAACUUAUACGAAUACAGAAAAUAGCAACUUUAUGAGUACAGAAAGCAAUAGCUCGAGCGUUAACGAUGAACCAUCGAAAAUACGAAAAAAGUUUGGACAAAUGCAACGGGAAUUCUCUUUAUUUAAGACAAUGAUUCAAAAAAAGAAAAACUCCCGAAAAUCCGCUUGGUUGGGAGCUUUGGUUGCCAAUCAAAUGGAGGAAAUAGACCAUGACGAACAACAGAGCGCUGCUUGGGAAACACAGUCGGUAAUAAAAAGAUAUGUUGAUGAAUCCAAUCAUGGCACUCUUGCGUCAUUAACAACAUCAUCAUCAUCAGACAAGGACUUACUGCAGCUGUCCAUGGAUGGAGUGCUUUACCAGGAUGAUUUUUGCUAAUACUUAAGCGCCAAAAAAAGUGAUACUGCGUGUAAAGCCACCAAUUCCAUGAUGUUGUUGUAGCAGUACCUUUGCCCUGUCAGUGUAGUGAAUUCACCGGUCGUCUUCGUCUAGCUUAUUUUACGGUAGGCCCAGGAAACUAGCUGUUUCGACGGGUUGGGUCCAGAGGGAAAGAGGUGUUAGAUGAGUGUGUUUGAUGGGGCAUGUGAAAAGGGGUGUGGGGUGACAAUCUUUAGACAGUCAGUAAACGACAUUCACCGGGAGACCGUCACCACUUUCUUAAGCUAUCAUCCUGUGAAUGCCGCAAUCAGCAGACGAAGAGCACCAGCUUCCUCAUGAGACACGUGUAACACUGGCACAAUUACGUUCUGGAUACUGUAGCAGGUUAAACUCCUACUUAUCCAGAAUCGACCCCGACAUACCAAACAUAUGUCCGGCAUGUGAAGGCACCCCUCGCGACACUAACCACCUUUUCACAUGCCCUCUAAAACCGACUCAUCUAACACCCCUCUCCCUCUGGACCCAACCCGUCGAAACAGCAUGUUUCCUGGGCCUUCCUUUAGAUGAGCUAGACGCAGAUGACCAAUGAUAUGCCCUACACUGGCGGGGCUUGUAUUACUGUUAACAAACAAACAAACAAACUGUGUUUAAAGCCAUAAUUCCUAUAAUAGUCCUAUAAUAUUAAGUUAAGUCGAAGAAAUCUGAAAACCAAAGUGCCUAGGAAAUAUAAGACUGUGUUUCAAGCCAUAAUUCCUAUAAUAUUUAAGUUAAGUCGAAGAAAUUCAAAAACCAAAGGAUCUAAAAAAUAUGAGACUGUGUUUUAAGUCAUAAUUUCCAUGUAUUUGAAGUUAAGUAUUUAUACAUGAAGUAUAUAUAAUUUAAUUUUAUUUAUUCAAAUACAAAAGUUUAUAUAAAGGGUGGUUAAAUUUCAAGGGUCGAUGUUGAAUGUGAACCACACCUAAACGUCAACGACACCGUUGGACUUCUUUCUUUGGGGUUAUUUGAAAGAGAAGAUGUACGUCGAUAAGACAGCAACAAUUCAAGAGCUAAAGGAUGAGAUAAUUCCGCACAUUAACGGCAUAGAACCUCAAUUAUGCUUCAGCGUCAUCGAAAAUUUGGACCAUCGGAUGGAGAUGUGCCGUCGAGGCCGCGGCGGCCAUUUGGCCGAUAUUUUGUUCCAUACGUAAUUGAGCUAUACCAAUAUUAUCAUAAUAAGGAGAAAUGACAAUAAUUUCCAAAAAACAAAAUGUAUUUUAUUCAAAAUCAACACCGGCCCUUGAACUUAACCACCCUUUACAUAUAUAUAGGGUCCGCCAUAUAACUUUACGGAACUAAAAAUGCUAUAAAAAAUAAACUACUUAAUAUUUUUCCAAACUGUUUUUUUUAUUUUGAAGUACAAUCCUUCCGGUUAAUGAUGGAACACAACUUAAUUCAUAUGACUGCCUCGGCUAGCCAUGCACCAUCCCAUACGAUCGGUCCAAUUUUUCAACACAUUUUCGAUUGUAUGUGGCUGUAUUUCAGCUAUGACAUCGCGUAUGUUGGUCUUCAGUUCACCAAUUGUUGCUGGUUUAUUUUCGGGUGUACGCACGGUUUUUGGUCGGUCACGCGUUGGUUUGUCAAUAAGCAACCCAGUUUCUCUUACUUUUUUCCCAAAGUAAUGCACAUAUGCUUCAUUCGGUGCUUUUCUUCUUCCCAUUGCCGUACGUAAUUUUCGUACACAUUCUGCAACAU